AUGACACCUCCCGUUAAGGUCAAGGGCCCGAACACAGCCAAUAUACAACGGAUGCGCCGGAUCAUUGCUGAGGACGCUGAGUGGUCAUUGGCCAUUGUGCCCCUGCUCACAGAGCUCUGCAUUCAGCACAUUGUCAAGAACUUCCAGAACAACCCUAUCCUGAAGCAGCUGCUCCCUGAGCACCAGCAGAAGGUCCUGGAACACCUUUCCCCAGACCUGCCGGUGGCUGUGACUGCCAACCUGAUCGAGAAUGAGAACUAUUGGCGCCGCUGCUGCACGCAGCGCUGGCCCAUGUGCCACGUGGCUAAGCAUGGCGGCAGCUGGAAGCGCAUGUUCUUCGAGCGGCACCUGGAGAAUCUGCUAAAGCACUUCAUUCCUGGCACCACAGACCCCGCCAUCAUCCUUGACUUGCUGCCGCUCUGCAGGAACUACGUGCGCAGGAUCCAAGUGGAUCAGUUCCUUCCGCCUGUUCGGUUCCCGCCCCCACCCCGGGACGGGGACCAGUCAGACUCUGGCAGUGAGGGAGAGAUGGAGGAGUCUGCCACCGACCACUACCAGCUGCGUGACCUGGUAGCUGGUCUGAAACACUUAGAGGAGCUUGACCUGGUGUAUGGUGUCAAGGACUGUGGCAUGAACUUCGAGUGGAACCUUUUCCUCUUCACCUACCGAGACUGUAACUCCCUAGCGGCCACCGUCAAGGCAUGCACCACCCUCAAGGUCUUCAGGCUGACCCGAAGCAGGGUGGAUGAUGACAAGGCACGCAUCCUGAUUCGCAGCCUCCUAGACCACCCAGCCCUUGAAGAGCUGGACUUGUCCCACAACCUCAUUGGAGACCGUGGUGUGCGCGCCGCCGCCAAGCUGCUGAGCCACAGCCGCCUGCGCAUACUCAACCUGGCCAACAACCAGGUGCGCGCACCAGGUGCCCAGUCUCUGGCUCACGCCCUGGCACACAACACCAACCUUAUCAACCUUAAUCUCCGCCUCAACUGCAUCGAGGAUGAGGGUGGCCAGGCACUGGCCCAUGCUCUGCAGACCAACAAGUGCCUCACCACACUGCACCUGGGUGGCAAUGAACUGUCAGAGCCCACCGCCACGCUCCUGUCCCAGGUGCUCUCUGUCAACACUACACUCACCAACAUCAACCUGUCCUGCAACCACAUCGGCCUGGACGGCGGGAAACAGCUCUUGGAAGGGAUGUCAGACAACAAGACCCUUCUGGAGUUUGACUUGCGCCUAUCAGAUGUGGCCCAGGAAAGUGAAUACCUCAUUGGCCAGGCCCUCCAAGCAAACCGAGAAGCAGCCCGCCAACGGGCCUUGAAUCCCAGCCACUGCAUGUCAUCCACCACCACCGAUACUGAGAAAACUGCAGGAUGA
Molecule: messenger RNA, 1374 nt
Organism: Chrysochloris asiatica (Cape golden mole)
Lineage: Eukaryota; Metazoa; Chordata; Mammalia; Afrosoricida; Chrysochloridae
Gene: TCTE1
Product: t-complex-associated-testis-expressed 1
Exons: 4
Coding region: 1-1374 (457 amino acids)
Biological process (GO): flagellated sperm motility
Cellular component (GO): sperm flagellum
Molecular function (GO): protein binding
Source: RefSeq, a predicted model, not a curated record